Thamnophis elegans (Western terrestrial garter snake) is the source of this 10704-nucleotide messenger RNA. RefSeq names its product BRCA2 DNA repair associated (gene BRCA2). Gene Ontology annotation, biological process: regulation of DNA-templated transcription; double-strand break repair via homologous recombination. The transcript is spliced from 25 exons. The coding region runs from base 463 to 9606 and encodes 3047 amino acids. The record is from RefSeq and is a predicted model, not a curated record. Gene Ontology annotation, cellular component: nucleus. NCBI's taxonomy places the organism in Eukaryota, Metazoa, Chordata, Lepidosauria, Squamata, Natricidae.
CAUUACAGUCUCCCGCUGGCUCUUCUCUUAGUUUCGGGCCUUUAUUGCCAGUGAAAAACGGAGGCAAGAGCUGAGCUCCACCGUUCCCAGCGGGAGACCUAUUUCAUUUCCUUGUAGGACGAUCGGUAUAUACGAAAAACCUCCGGAUUGUGAAUGGAUCAGCUGUGAGGAAAUGAUUGCUUCCCCCCCUUCUGAAACUACGCAUGCGUCGGCGGGGUUUUGGCGCCUUCUUUUGUCUUUUCAGAGGAAGUUGUUUCUGAGGUGACUUGGAACCCAGCGAUACCGGGGUGGCGCUUCGCUUCUUUGCUUGGCCAUCUUCCUUUCAUCCGUUGAUUAUAUAUUUUUUUUGCCCUCAACUACAUUUCCGCAGGGCUGCUCUUCUGAGGUUCUUCUUAGCUCAGAAGAAACUCCCUGUCCCAUGAAGAGAGACACUGAGACUUUCUUAAUUGUAUUAGCAGUGCAAUGGAAAAGAAAAAUGUUGAUAUAUCUGCGAAGAAACCAUCUUUGUUUGAAAUAUUCAAAACACAAUACAGUGAAUCAGACCUAGGACCAAUAAGUCUCAAUUGGUUUGAAGAACUCAGUUCAGAAGCUCCACCUUUUGAUGUGAAAAUAACAGAAGACCCUUUAUACAAAACUAUGGAUCAAAAUACUUUCAAAACCCCAAAAGGGAAAUUGUCUAUGAAUAACUCAUCAGUAUCAACUCCCAUGAUUUUUAAAGACCGGAAUAAAAAUUUAAAAACAUCUACUUCUCCUGUAGAAAAAUCAGCUCAGUCCAGUGAAGAAACAGGUAAAACUUACAGUGAAAUGCCUAGGCUGAGAACACAAGUGGAUGAAUCAAAUGAAGGAAUGAAUCUUUCUCGUUCCUGUGUGAUUGCAAGUCCGGUCAUACAAGAAAAACAAAAAAAUAAAUAUGUACUAAAUGAAAGUUUAUUACAAACACCCAAGAUUUUUGAGGUUCAGACACAGAAAUGCAUUUCUGAGAGCUUGGGAGCAGAAGCAGAUCCUGAUAUGUCUUGGACAAGUUCAUUAGCAACACCACCUACACUUUCUCCAACUGUCAUAAUAGAAAGAAGAAAUGAUUCCGUUUCUGGAACAAAGAUUCAUAAUGAAAUAAUUGAUAUUACCAUGUGUGGCCUUUUUUCCAAACAUGGAAAAAGUCUCAAGAGCAAUAAUAUUAAUAGGCAAUCUUCAUCAGGAAUUGAAAUUUCACAUGCAGAAAUGGACAACAAAAUCCACACUCUUGAAAGUUUUUUAAAUGAAUCUUUUGAUAAGAAUGCAUUUCCUGUUGAGCUACAAGGAUCCCAAAAGCCAUCAAAUGUACCAAAGGAUGAAGAUAAUCAUGGUGGAAUGAGUGAUUUUUCUCUGAACAUUGCCAGCAGCAGUGUUUUUCUUAAAAAAAUUAAUUCGGUUGAGGAGAAUAAAAAAGCUCUUUUUUAUGAAAAAAAUCAUGAUGAACUUGAAAAAGAACAUGAAAUGAUUAAGGCUUCUAAUGAAACAAAAUUUGAAAGAAAGUUAAAAUCUUCUAAAUGUAACUUGAAUACUAAUGUCCCAAAAAUACAGAAUGCAAUGAAUAGAAAGGAGAAUAUGACAUCAUCUUUGCUUUGUCCGUGGUCUCAGUUGGACUUGUCUGGUUUUGAACUAACGCAGCUUGAAAAAAAGUUCGUAAAGAGCAUUAGUUCAUCUUCUACCUUACAGGUCAAGAAAACUUCUCCAGGUAGUCCAUCAUCUAUUGAAAAAAAAUGCAGUAGUCCUAAAAUAUUAAAAUCAUCUAUGUUAAACACACCAUGUGUAAUACAACAUGGUAAGAUGAGUUCUCCAGAAAAGUUAUCCGUUUCUGAAAACUCACCUUUAUUGAUUAAGAAUGAUUCAGUGUCAUUGAAACAUGCUGAGGAUGAGGAGUUUUUUUCUGUAAAUUUUUCAAAGAAUAAUUAUUUCUUGAUGAAUAGAACUUUAACAGAAUCCUCAGAAGUCCAAAGUAUUCACUCUGAUUUCUCAAGAAAAGAUAAAAGUUCUUCAGGCCAUCAUGUUUCAAAUCAAGGUGCUAGUGAUGGCAGACAACACACAAAAUCAAGCUUGAAAAAUAUUAGCUCACUUUCCAGUUUGAAAAGGCGACCCAAAAAAUUCAUAUAUGCUCUAAACAAUUCUCUAGUUCAGCGGGAAAAAGGAACCACCCAGAGAGAUGGAUCUCUUACUUGUUUUGUGCCAGUAUGUACAAAUUUAGAAACUGGUACCUCUGAACUUUCUGAAAUCCUAAUCAAGAAUGAAGGACAAAUUGAAACUGCUGAUCAUUCCACAAAAGAAAGAAAACAAAUAGAUUCUGAAAAAUGCUAUACAUCUACUAACAUGUUAUAUGAAACUAAAGGUAGUAACAAGUCAAAUAUUGAACAUAACACUAGUGAUAGCUCAGCACUACUUCUAAAAAAUAAUAUGAAGAAAGAAGCUGUAAUGUUUUCCAGAGAUCUUGCUGCUAAUUAUCAAACAGAGGUAACUGAAAAAGGAUUCCAUGAAAUCUGUCACAGCAAUACUUUGGUGGAUAGAAAGACUGAUUUCACAAAUUAUAGUUCAUCCCAAGAAGCACUUAUUGAAGCAUGUACAGUGCCAAUGCAAGUAUCAGAAACAGAAAAUAAACAAGUAACCUUGGAAUUAACGGCACAACUUUUGGACAGUGGCAUUCAUUCAACGAAAGCAUCAAAAUCUAUAACUAUGCUAUUGGAGCAAGAAAUGGAUACAAAACUGUCUCCAUUACUAAGUUUAAAAGAAGGCGCACAUGGUGAUAAGCAGAGAGAGUUAGAAUGUCUUUGUCUUGGGAAAAUCCAGAAAGGUUUUAAGACUGCAUCUGAUAAACAGAUAGUGCUAUCUGAUGAUAAAAUCAGAAAAGGCAAAUUACUGUUCAAGGAUAUAGAAGAUCGACUUCUUGAAGACUUUCAGAAUGAAGAAAAGAGUGCUAUUUCAAGUCAAAAUAAACAGGAAAAUGCUGAGAAUUUUUCAGUUGGACAAAAUGAACUAAAUUCACAUGUUUCUGAUUCUGUGGUAAAUUUUAUUCACUCAGAUGAUACGAAAAUUGGUUUUCCUGAAUAUGGCAAUAAGUCUGUUCAAAAUGUUCUUAAAAAUCAGCACCCUGAAGAAAAACACAAUUUAACCGCAAGCCAAGUAGCUGAAAUUACUGAACUUUCUAAUAUAUUGGAAGAAACAGACAGUCAAUUUGAAUUUACCCAGUUUAGAAAACACAAGACUAUGAUGUACAAUAACACUAACGAGACUAGAUGUUUGGAUAAAAAAUGUUUAAAUUCUAAGAAUUGUAAAGAUAUGGGAUUUGUGGACAAUCCAGGUGAUAAUCAGUCCUCCUUUAAGCAUAUAGAUACUUGGGAACGUAAUACUGACAGACAAAGCAACAACCACAUUAUAUUGCUGGAAUCAAACAGAAAAGAAAAUAAUUGUUUUGUUCCAGUUAUUUCAGAUCCUUUACAGUCUGAUCUGGGAAAUCAUAGUUCAGUUAAGAACAAAGAUGAGAUUACAAGAAGAGGUACAGAAUUAGCCAGCAAUAAGAAAGGAAUGGGUGAAAUAUUGAACUCCUAUAAAAUAAAAAUGAAUGGUUCAAACAAAUGCAGUAGUUGGCAUAUGCCUAUGAAAGAAAUAGAUAUUGAUUGGCCCCAGAAAGCCAAAAAAGGAAACGCUGAAUAUAUAAUACAAGGUACCACAAAAGAUACAACAAUUGCUUUUGUAAAAGAAAAUACAGAAAAUAAGUUAAAAGAUGUGGACUGCCAUAAAGAUAGUGUUGUCCAGAUUACUAGCACCACAGAAGUAAACUUGAAAAUUAUUCAAAAAUAUUCUGUACAUAUAUCAGAAAAUGAAUUGUUAUCCACUAAAAAUCAAAAUGCUUUAUCCGUACAUUUUGUAAAUUGUGGGAAAACUUGCUGUAACAAUAAUUGCCCAGAAACUUUGUCUGAUCUAACAUGUUUAGUUGAAGUUGCUAAAACUGAAAAAAAUAAUACUUGGAAUGAUGCAGGUGCAAAAGAAAGCUUUAUUUCAGAACAAGAGGAAAAAGUAAAUAAGCCUGAAAAACAAUAUUUUCUACAGAGCGUUCACACUGUUACUGAUGGGAAUACAUUUGCAGAAAAAAGUAAGAGACUUAAUUUGUUGACAGGUUCUGAUAUACAGGAAGAGAUAAAUAAUAUGUCCUACUGCAAAAGGAAGACAAAUGCUAGACAUAAACAAGUUAUCCCUUCUAUGAAUGAGAGUACAGAAUUAAAUCAGACUGAAAUCUUUUUGGGGUGCAACCAUAAGAAUGUCUCUGAAAACAGGGAAAAGCAAACUGAUGGUUUUCAUACAGCUAGUGGUAAGCAAAUUACAUUUACUGACAAAUCUUUACUUAAAGCUAGGCAUCUUCUUUCAGAAGAAGCUCUCUGUGGAAAUAUGAACAAUACUGGUAGUCUUAUAAAAUUUAGUGUUGAAGAUUCAGUUAAAAAGAAUUUUACAUUUGGAGAAGGAGGUGAAAAAUGUAGAGAAAUUGGACAUUCUAAAGAUAAUUUUGAAGAUUCUUUGGGAGUGCUGUCAAACAUGGUUAAACAGGGUUUAAAGAGUGGACUGAUCUUUAAAGGACUGGCCUUGAACAUAAAUGCAUCUGAAUCAUAUUUUCAUGGAGGGAAAAAAAUCAGUAUUUUGAAAGAAGCAUAUAAAAAUCAAGAUUGGAUGACAUCAAAAUGUGAUUUACAUUUACUGGAUACUGGUACCUUACAGAAAUAUCCAACUAAUGAAGCGAGAACCUCAACUUCAAAACAAUCGAAAGUUAAUCCACCUGCAUUCAGUUUCAAAACUGCAAGUGAUAAAACUGUUAAAGUUUCUCCAAAGGCAUUAAAAAAUGCCCAACAAUUUCUUCAUAAAAACUACAGUAACUUGUUGGGAAGUUCUUUGGAUGCUUUUGGCAGUAAAAACUGCAUUACUUCUGGUUACUUGAAUGUAGAGGAGAUGCCGAUGGGAUAUUUGGAUGUAUCCCAGUUUCCUACAACCAAAGAAUUAUGUAGAACUGCCCAAACAUUACCAUGUGCUAUGCCCAUGGUAGUGGACACUGUCUUUGAAACAAAUCGUGAAACUUCAGAUAAAAGUUUUGAAAUGGGCAAGUGUUUUAAUACCUGGGUUUCUACCAAAGGAAACUGCAUAUCAGAUUUUUCUACCAAUAAAUGUAUGUUUUUUAGCACGGCAAGUGGCAAGCCUGUUCAGUUAUCUAAAGAAUCGCUGAAUAAAGCAAGACAAUUUUUUUCUGAAAUUGAACCUAAUUUAUCAGGUCAUCAGAAUUUUGUUUCAGAUGACAAUUUCAGCUGUAAUAAGAUACAUACAGUGAAGAACAUGAAUGCAUCUGAGUCAGAUGUUAAUGCAGGAACUAAUGCCAACAUAUCUGGAGAAACCUGUCAAAAUGAAAAUUGGAUGACACCAAAGUGUAGCUCACAUUUCUUGGAUAUUAGUACCUUAGAGAAAUCAUCAACUAAUGGAGAAAAAGACUCCCCUUCAAAACAGUUGAAAGCUAGACCAGCUGCCUUUAGUUUCACCACAGCAAGUGGUAAAACUGUUAAUGUUUCUCAGAAAGCAUUAAAAAAUGCCCAACACUUUCUUCAUAAAAACCUCAAUAACUUAGAAUCUCAGUCUGAAAUAAAUAAAGGUAACACCUUUGGAAGUUCUUCUGAUGCUUGUGGUAGCAGGGACUGUAUUGGUUCCAGCUAUUUGAGGGUAGAGAAGAUUCCAACAGAAUAUUCAGGCCUGACCCAAUUUCCUGUAACCAAAAAAAUUUGUGAAAGCUCCCAAGCAUUAUCAUGUGUUGUACCCAAAUCAAUGGAAACUGUUCCUGAAUUAAAUUGUAAAGCUUCAGAUGACUUUAUUGAAAUGCAUACGUGUUCUGAUACUCGAACUUCCAACAAAAAGAAAUGCAAAUCAGACUUUUCUACUGACAACUGUGGGUUUUUUAGCACAGCAAGUGGUAAGCCUGUUCAGUUAUCUAAAGAAUCACUAAAGAAAGCAAGCCUACUUUUUUCUGAAAUUGAAUCUGAUUUAUCUGUUUAUCAGAAUUCUGACCCAGAUUGCAAUUAUGAUUAUAACACUGUGAAUUCUAACAGAAAAAAAAUAUUUCCCAGAGAAAAUAAAUUACAUAUAUCCCAAAGGAGGGAAAAUCCAAAUGUAGAAGAACAUUCAGGCAUUCCAUGUGAUUUUAAUAAAGCAUGUGGAAAACAGGUAAAGAUUUCUCACAAGGCUCUUCAAAAUGUUAUGGGACUUUUAAAAGAAUUUGAUGAUAUCAAUGCAAGUGAUUUUUUUGUUGAUGAAAGUUUAAACCAAACUCAUAAUUCUCCAAUAAAAACUCCCAUUACAAAAGUUAAACAGGAGCAUGAAGCUAAUUCGUCAUCUAAAUUGAAGGAGAAAUGCAAAACCAGAGAAAAUCUGAAUGAAAACAAAACUAUUAAAUCCUUGCUAAAUAUUGAAAUACCUAUGUCCAUCACUUCUACUGAGAAAUACAAGCAACCAGCAGAAUUCAAAAGAAGGUUUUCAUGUUCAAAAGAAUUAACUGAACCUUUGAAGAUAACACAACCAUGCCAAAGCAGAGUCAGUACUAAAUAUGCCUCAGAAGGGAAUCUGGAUUGUUUUUGUCCUGCUUAUUCCCAAACUUCAGAUAAUUACUCAGAUGUAGAAGCUUCAGAAAGUGCAAAAGCUUUCAUAGAAGAUGACGAUUUCACUGAUUCAGAAGUACAAAGAAACAUUCAAAAAUCUAUCUUGACAGCUAAUAAUUCUCUGUUACGUACAAGAAGUGGGAAACGACAUCUGGAAAAAGAAAACACAUUUGGACAACCUCCUAUUAAAAGAAAACUGCUGCCUGAAUUUGAACAAUCCGAAAAAUCCAGUAGAUCACCUUUCAAAUCUUCUCCUUAUGACAUAACAAAAAUGACAACAUAUCUUCAGUAUGCCAGAAAUUUACAACAAAUGAGAAUUACAAAGAAACAAGAUCAAAUAAUUCAUCCACAACCAGGCAGCUUGUACCUUGUAAAAAGAUCUUCCGGUCUUUGCAGAAUUCCCUUAAAAGCUUCAGUCAAAGAGAAAUUGCCUGACUUUUAUUCCAGUGAACAGUUGUAUGUUUUUGGCGUUUCCAAGCAGUGCAUAAAAAUUAAUAGCACAAACGCAGAAGAUUUUCAAUUUCUCAUCCAGGAUUUUUUCAGUAAAAAAUAUUUUCUAGAAGACCAUGGAAUACAGUUGGCUGAUGGAGGAUAUAUUAUUCCUAAUGAUGAGGGAAAGGCCGGAAAAGAAGAAUUCUUUUGGGCUUUGUGUGACACGCCUGGUGUAGAUCCCAAUCUAAUUUCCAAAGCCUGGGUUUAUAACCAUUAUAAGUGGAUUGUAUGGAAACUGGCAGCUAUGGAGGUUGCAUUUCCACUGCAUUUUGCCAGUAAAUGUUUGACACCAGAAGGAGUAUUACUUCAGCUAAAGUUCAGGUAUGAUAUAGAAGUGGAUAAAAGUCAACGAUCAGCCAUCAAAAGAAUAACAGAAAGGGAUGAUGUUGCUGGAAAAACAAUCAUACUGUGCAUCUCUAAAAUUAUAUCACUUAGCACAAAUAUGCCUCACAGUGCUGACAGCAAAAGCACCACUGAGGACAAUAAAAAAGAAGUGGCAAUCAUUGAAGUUACAGAUGGUUGGUAUGGAAUUAGGGCAGUCUUGGAUCCUCCUCUUCAGUCACUAUUAUCUAGGCAGAAGCUUACAGUUGGCCAGAAAAUUGUUGUACAUGGAGCAGAACUUGUGGGAUCUCAGGAUGCAAGCACUCCUUUAGAAGCACCAGAAACUCUGAUGUUAAAGAUUACAGCUAAUAGUACUCGACGUGCUCGAUGGUAUGCAAAAUUAGGAUAUUAUCGUGAUCCUCGGCCAUUCUCUUUGCCUUUAUGCUCAUUGUUUAGUGAUGGUGGGACUGUUGGUUGCAUUGAUGUCAUUGUUCAAAGGAUUUAUCCUCUACAGUGGAUGGAAAAACUAUCAACAGGGUCCUGUGUGUUUCGUAACGAUCGAGCAGAACAAAGAGAAGCUGCAAAAUUUGCUGAAAAUCGACAGAAAACGUUAGAAGCACUGUUGGCAAAAGUACAAGCAAAAUUUGAAGAGACUGAUGAUAAAGGCAAAAGAAUACUGCGAUCCCAUGCUCUAACAAGGCAACAGAUACGUGGUCUACAAGAUGGUGCAGAGCUUUAUGAAGCAAUUAUUAAUUCUGCUGAUCCAUCUUAUAUGGAGGGUUUUUUCAAUGAAGAUCAAUUAAAAGCCUUGAAUAGUCACAGGCAGAUGGUCAAUGAUAAAAGGAGAGCCCAGAUAGAGGCAGAAUUCAGGAAAGCUGUGGAAUCUGCUGAGCAAGAGAAAAACAGCUCCUGCAGAAGGGAUGUAUCCAACAUAAUCAAACUACGAAUUGUAGAUUAUGGGACAAAAGAAAACUCAAAAGAAGUUAUACUGAACAUCUGGCGUCCACCCUCACAUGUUUGUAGCCUCUUAAAGGAAGGAGGACGAUAUAGAAUUUUACAGUUAUCUGCAUCUCACUCCAAAGGCAAGUUGAAAACCAGCAAUGUACAGUUAACAGCUACCAAGAAAACCCAGUAUCUACAACUGCCAGUUUCUCAAGAAAGUCUAUUACAAGUUUACAGACCAAGGGAAUGUCUGCUAUAUGAUAAAUUAAUGGAGCCCUCCUUCCGACCACCUUGUUCUGAAGUGGAUUUGGUGGGAUAUGUAGUUUACUUGACAAAAAGAGCAGGCUUUUCUACAUUGGUAUAUUUGUCAGAUGAACAUCAUAAUAUAAUAGCAAUCCAGAUAUGUACAGAUCUCAAGUUGUUUGCUAUUGAAGAUAUAAUCAUUCCAUAUGCAUUGAUCUCUGCAACCAAUCUUCAGUGGCGACCUGAAUUCAAAUCACAAAUUCCCACCCUAUUUGCUGGAGAGCUUUCUGCAUUUUCUUCAAACCCAAAGGAAAAGCAUCUCCAAGAAAUAUUCGAAGAAUUUAAAAAUGCUAUUCAGAACGAUGGCUGCUUUAGCAAAGAGGCACAAUGCAAAGUCAUGAAUUUUCUAAAAUCAGAUCCCUUGCAUUUACUUAAUUUUUCCAAAGAAUGUGGUUUGGAUCCUCCCUGGAAAUGCGAUGCAGGAAAUAAACAAGCAAUUACAAUUCCCAACAGUGAACUAAGACAUCAAAGUCCUUUGACCAUUGGAAAGUUAGACACAAAACCAUCCUUUUCUCUUGGAUCUGCAAAAGUGACACCAGAUUUUCAAGAAACUCCAAAGAACUGUAAGAAACGAAAGGCAAUGGAUCUGCUCAGUCGAGUCCCUUCCCCUCCACCUGUGAAGCCAAUCUGCAUAUUUAUUUCACCACCUCUAAAAAAAGCAUUUCAGCCCCCUCGAAGCAGUUGUGGCCAGAGCAAAACAUCAAUUAAAAAAACUGAAAGAAAGAAUAGCAAACAUCCGCUGCUAAAGUUAAAUGGGGCUGAUUAUGCUCCUGAAACCAAUUUUGUUGCUGAUGAAGAACUUGCAAUGAUAAAUACCCAAGACCUCUUAAGUAAUUUUUCAGAAGAACAAGGAAUUGUAUCUAUGGGUGACACUGAACAUGUGAUAUCCAAUACAUGAUGCUGCAGUUUUUUCAGGCUGAUCAUUCUGUCCAGCCUGCUAAUUAAAAAAAAAGUAUGAGGGAAAUACCCCCCAAAAUUAAUUCCUUUAAAGGAAAACAGAACAAACAGUUCAUUAUGGUGUAGGAAAUGUUACAGAGGCAAAGCAAAUAAUGUCACUGUUAAUAUAGUUUGUAUUUAAUGUGUGAAUUACCUUUUAAAACACUGAACGCUGUAAAUGUUUGUUUAGAUUUGUUUAUUAUAUAUUUUAGCUCAAAACAAGCAUUUUAAGACACUUCAGUAAGAAUAACUUGCAAAUUCCUGAUAUGUAAGCCACACGUACAUUGCUGGGUCAGAAGUUAUUCGUUCCAAAUUUUUAUCUCAAAUAUUCAUCUUAUAUCAAAGUUAGCUUUUGAACAAGUGGCUUAACAGAAGAAUACAUAAAAAGGCUACACAAAAUGAUUUUUCUUGUUUUUCUUUCCUUUCUUAAAGAUGCUGCAUAAACAGCUAUUCUAAACAAUGUUUAGAAAGUCCAAAAUUAUAUGAACAGACACAUGUUGCUUUAUCAAGUUUGAAUAUUAAAAUAGCAUCAAAUUAUCCUCUUCCCUAAAAAAGAAAAUGAUCCUUCAUCCUUUAAUUUUUACAAAUGAGAAUGUCACCUGAUCUGUAACUUAUUUUUUAAAAAAACACGGGGGAAAUCAAUAUAAAUUUUUUUGUGCCAAGAACUGAUUUCUGCAAAAAUAUAUAUUAUUACAGUGAUCUCUAAAUCAUAAUGACAAAAUGUUGCUGAACACUAAUCUAUCUUUAUAAACCAGUAGCAGUUUUCAACUAUGAAUAAAAUGAUCAUUACCUGUAUAAAUUUGUUUGGAUAAAAUAGCCACAAUUUCAUUUUAAAAACUACAUAAUAUCCAUGAUAAAAGAGUUAAAUUCAUUGCAAAUGAUAUGUUAAUUCCUGGCAUAUUUAAUUAUAUCUUCUUAAUUGCUUGAUAUGCUUCACAAAUUUAAUUGGCUUGGGUGCCUAAAAUUGGAACCUGUUGCAAGAUUAGUCUCUCUAAAAUAUAAUAAACAUUUAAAAAAAUAGAAUGUUAUAGCUAAUUUUUAAAGAAUAAAUAAAAAUCAG